AUGGUUUCUUCAUUGAUUCAAAAAGAUAUUGUCAACUCUUUUGGAGAAGAAGUAGUGAAAUCUGUUAUAGAAGAAAUUGAUCAUGGUGUAUUUGGAUUGCUCGUUGAUGAGUCUGCUGAUAUUUCUCGCAAAGAACAAAUGGCUGUUGUUCUUCGGUUUGUUGAUAAGGGUGGUGUAGUCAAAGAAAGGUUUAUUGGAGUUGUUCAUGUGAAUGAAACCUCUUCAGAAACUCUGAAGUCUCCAGUAGAUAAUUUGUUUGCUAAAUACGAGCUGAGCAUAACAAAGGAGUUCAAUGAUCGUUUCACCGAGGUAAACACCGAUCUACUUAUUUGUAUGGCUUCUUUAAGCCCUGUUGAUUCAUUCCAAGAUUUUGAUAAGGAGAAGUUGGUAAGAUUGGCUAAGUUCUAUCCAGAUGAUUUUAGCUAUGGUGAGCUUUUAUCUCUUGAACAACAUCUUGAUAUCUACAUCGACAAUAUACGUAGAGAUGAACGGUUUAAGAGUCUGAAUAGUCUUGGAGAUCUGUCUUAUCUGAUGGUGGAAACUCGAAAGCAUGUUGCACAUCCAUUGGUUUAUAGGCUUCUAAAGUUAGUUUUAACUUUACCAGUUGCUACUGCAAGUGUGGAAAGGUGUUUUUCGGCAAUGAAACUACUGAAGACAGCUGCACGUAGCCGAAUUGGAGACCAAUUUCUAAGUGAUUGUAUGGUUUUUUUCAUUGAAAAAUAA
Molecule: messenger RNA, 723 nt
Organism: Microthlaspi erraticum
Lineage: Eukaryota; Viridiplantae; Streptophyta; Magnoliopsida; Brassicales; Brassicaceae
Source: the annotation of a GenBank genome assembly